Colletotrichum lupini is the source of this 1095-nucleotide messenger RNA. RefSeq names its product ATP adenylyltransferase. Gene Ontology annotation, molecular function: ATP binding; ATP:ADP adenylyltransferase activity. The record is from RefSeq and is a predicted model, not a curated record. The transcript has 2 exons. NCBI's taxonomy places the organism in Eukaryota, Fungi, Ascomycota, Sordariomycetes, Glomerellales, Glomerellaceae. The coding region runs from base 1 to 1095 and encodes 364 amino acids. Gene Ontology annotation, biological process: nucleotide metabolic process.
AUGGCUUCUCCGAUAACCGAGGCCUCGGUCCUCGCUGCCUUUGAUGAAAAGGUUCGUGACGGGAUCGUGAUGUACGCGGAGGACAUGGAGAAGAUUUAUCACGAGGAUGGAGGUUUCAAGUUUGAGUUCCGCUUAACGGCUGCGUUGAAAAGCAAGCCCGCCGCGGUAGAAGACAACGCGGAGCUAGACGAAGCAGACGACAAUGGCCCUCCGUCUCGGACAAACGCAAGCGCAACCUCGCACGCCAACACUCGUACCCAAGAAGACGGCAAACACAGGAACAACAAGAUCACCCUCGAUGAAGAAGGAAACCUUCCCGGAGGCGACAUCAGCAUCGCGGGCUUCGAGCUCACGACCGUCGGCGGCGGCGGGGAUGAAGAGGCUACGCAUGUGCUGGCGUUCAACAAGUUCUGCGCGUACAGGCCGCAUCUUCUCCUCUUGACUGCCGAUGGGAGGAGAAGGCAGUUUGAGGGGUUGGAUGGGCGGGAUCUAGGGGCUGCUGUUCAGGUUUUGGGAGGGUUGAAUUUGGGGUGGGGAGGUGAUGCUGAUGCUGGUGCUGAUGGUGAGGAAGAGAAGAGACGAGAGUACUUGGUCAUCUUCAACUGUGGUAAGGAGGGCGGGUGUAGUCGGUUGCACAAGCAUAUGCAGGUUAUCCCUGCACCGGGAGCGAUUCCCAUGUGGCCUGACCUCGUCGACGCCGGGUCCGGGACAGGGGCGGAAGCGGUCGGUGACGGGAAGCAAGAGCCGCCGUUCCGGUACUUCAUCCACCGCUUUAGCGGCACAUCGCCACCCUCGACAAAGGACCUCACGGCGAAAUACAGAGCCAUGCUCCGCCAGGCGACGGAGCUGAUUCCCGGCCGGGAGGAGGUUGUCGAGGAGGACGGGGACGGGAGGGCCGUGGCGGUGCCGCAUAAUGUUAUUCUCGGACGGCGGUGGAUUGUUGUGGUUCCGAGGGUGAAGGCGGGCGUUGACGGGGCGGAUGUGAAUGCUGUUGGUAUGCUUGGUGUCGUGUGGGCUUCGAGGCCGGAGACGGUGGGGAAGUGGAGGGAGCUGGGGGCGAGGAGGGUGCUUGGGGAGGUUGGCGUUGGGAGGUAA